Molecule: messenger RNA, 5918 nt
Organism: Paramormyrops kingsleyae
Lineage: Eukaryota; Metazoa; Chordata; Actinopteri; Osteoglossiformes; Mormyridae
Gene: ankrd44
Product: ankyrin repeat domain 44
Molecular function (GO): protein binding
Source: RefSeq, a predicted model, not a curated record
UUGGAGCGCAGCGGGCGCUGACAGUCGACGACGAGCCUGUGUAGCGCAGCAAAGGAGGAGAGGGGUGCUUUAACUUCCUGUAUGCUCCGCAAGUAUCGGCAUUCUCGCAUUAUCGUACAUGCCUAAGAGUACUUAGACGCCCGUGAGUGAUAGGGCGCCGGUGUAUACGUGAGUAUAUGGCAAAAGGCGAAAGGCAGCCUGAGUAAUUAGCUAAAUGCGGAGUGUUUACAGCAGCCGGAGCCGCCUGCCCUGCCUCCCUUCCUCCAGUUCGGAUCUGCGUACAGCGGCUGCCGCUGCGCUGAAUCUGGGCUGCCUCAGAUAGCAUCUGGAGAAGCGGCUGAAUCAGAGGACACAGCCCGGGCCCUGGUCAUUCGCCUCGGAUCGGCGAGCAGCGGCCGGCUGCAUGCAGCUCGCGUUGUAAUAAUAAGAAUAAAAGGAGUGAGCAGCAUCAGCAUUUGCGGGAAUUAGCGCUGCGAGCCUGGAUGCGCCUCUUAAGCUGAUAUGGCUGUUCUCAAACUCGUCGAUCAGCCCCCGCUGAUCCAGGCCAUAUUCACCGGCGACCCGGAGGAGAUCCGGAUGCUGAUCUACAAGUCAGAAGACGUCAAUGUUCUGGAUGCCGAGAAACGCACCCCCCUCCACGCGUCUGCUUUCCUGGGCGAUGCUGAGAUCACAGAGCUGCUCAUCCUCUCGGGGGCUCGUGUCAAUGCCAAAGACAACAUGUGGCUGACUCCACUGCACCGGGCAGUGGCAUCUCGCAGUGAGGAGGCCGUGCGUGUGCUGAUCCGCCACUCCGCGGACGUAAACGCACGUGACAAGAACUGGCAGACUCCGCUGCACGUGGCCGCUGCCAACAAGGCCCUGCGCUGUGCGGAGGUCAUCAUCCCGCUGCUGAGCAGCGUCAAUGUGUCUGACCGCGGGGGGCGGACCGCCCUGCACCAUGCUGCCCUCAACGGGCACACAGAGAUGGUGCAGCUCCUCAUUUCCAAGGGUGCGAACCUCAACGCGUUUGACAAGAAGGACGCCAGGGCCCUGCACUGGGCUGCCUUCAUGGGUCACCUGGAUGUGGUGCGUCUCCUGGUGAGCCAGGGCGCAGAGAUCAGCUGCAAGGAUAAGCGCGGGUACACGCCCCUCCACGCUGCCGCCUCCAACGGUCAGAUCACCGUGGUCAAGCACCUGCUCAACCUGGCAGUAGAGAUCGACGAAGCCAACGCCUUCGGGAACACGGCCCUGCACUUGGCCUGCUUCAACGGGCAGGACGCGGUGGUGAGCGAGCUCAUUGAUUACGGCGCCAGCGUCAGCCAGCCCAACAACAAGGGCUUCACGCCACUGCACUUCGCGGCCGCAUCCACCCACGGCGCGCUCUGCCUCGAGUACCUUGUCAACAACGGCGCCGACGUCAACGUGCAGAGUCGAGACGGCAAAAGCCCCCUCCACAUGACGGCGGUGCACGGCCGCUUCACCCGCUCCCAGACCCUCAUCCAGAAUGGUGGGGAGAUAGACUGCACGGAUAAGGAUGGGAACACCCCCCUCCACAUCGCCGCUCGCUACGGCCACGAGCUGCUCAUCAACACCCUCAUGACGAACGGGGCAGACUGUACCAGACGAGGGGUGCAUGGGAUGCUGCCCCUACACCUGGCAGCCCUGAGCGCCCAUGUAGACUGCUGCCGCAAGCUGCUGUCAUCAGGCUUCCAGAUAGACACCCCCGAUCGCUUCGGGAGGACCUGCCUGCAUGCUGCUGCUGCGGGGGGCAACAUGGAAUGCGUUGAGCUGCUCCUCAGCAGUGGAGCCGACCACAACCGGAGGGACAAGUGUGGCAGAACCCCACUCCACUAUGCUGCUGCCAGUCGACACUAUCAGUGUCUGGAGAUGCUGUUGGCACGUGGGAUUUGCAUUAAUGCAGAUGACCAGUGGGGGCGCACUGCCCUUCACUAUGCUGCUGCCUCAGACCUGGACAGAAGGCGGCGUGAGGCCCUGGAGCCAGAGAGCGAAGGGGUGCAAGCGGAGAGGGAGAAGGAGGCAGCAAUGUGUCUGGAGUUCCUGCUACAGAAGGGGGCAGGUCCCAGCCUGAGGGACAAGCAGGGCUACAGUGCCGUGCACUACGCUGCUGCCUACGGCCACCGGCAGUGCUUACAGCUGCUGCUGGACCGGGACCAGGGCCAGCUGGAUGACCCAGCAGACUCCCCCAGCACCAGGAGUCCGCUCCACCUUGCGGCAUACCAUGGCCACGCACAGGCACUAGAGGCGCUGCUGCGGGGGGAGAAGGAGGUGGACCAGACGGAUGAGCUGGGCCGCACCCCACUGGCCCUGGCGGCCCUCAGGGGCCACACUAGUUGCGUCCGCACACUGCUGAGCCAUGGCGCCUCACCCAGGACCCAGGACGCCGCGCAGGGCCGCUCACCGCUGCACCUGGCAGUAAUGAAUGGACACACAUCUUGUUUGCGCCUCCUGCUGGAUGAUUCUGGCAGUGCGGAUCUGGUGGAUGCAGUGGAUUCUCAGGGACGAACCCCCCUGAUGCUGGCUGUGGCGGGGGGCCACGUGGAUGCCGUGUCUGUACUGCUUGAGCAUGAGGCCGCAGUGGACUCGGCUGACAGCUACGGACUGACAGCCCUGCACCUGGGGCUGCUGUGUGGCCAGGAGGAGUGUGUUCAGAGCCUGCUGGAGCAGGAAGCCUCCGUGCUGCAGCCUGACCACCGGGGCCGCACCUCGCUGCACCUGGCGGCCAGCAGGGGGCACGCAUCCUGGCUGAGCGAGCUGAUGAACAUAGCCUGCACCGAGUCCCCCUCCCCUCCGCUCCUGGACCUGCAGGGCUACACGCCGUUACACUGGGCCUGUUAUAACGGCCACGAGGGCUGCAUUGAGGUCCUCCUUGAGCAUAAGGCCUGCCAGGCCUUCAAAGGGAAUCUCUUCUCCCCCCUACACUGUGCCGUGGUUAAAGGUCAAGGGUCAUGUGCCUCUCUGCUGCUGGAGGCCCUGGGAGCUGAUGUUGUUGGCUGCUGUGAUGCCAGGGGCAGGACCCCGCUGCACGCGGCCGCCUUCUCUGGCCACGCCGACUGCCUGGAGCUGCUGCUCAGCCAGGGGGCGCUGGUGAACACGCAGGAUGAGGCAGGGUGCAGCGUGCUCAUGAUGUCAGCGGCACAUGGCAGGGCUGAGUCCCUGGAGGUGCUCUUGCAGCAGCCUGACGUCAACCUGAGCCUGACAGACCGCGAUGGGAAUACCGCCCUGCAUCUGGCCUGCAGUAACGGAAAAGAAGACUGUGCUCUGCUCAUCCUGGAGAAGAUAUCAGACCCCACCCUGAUCAACAGCACCAACGCGGCACUGCAGACCCCGCUGCACCUGGCUACCCGCAGCGGCCUAAAGAAGACCGUGCAGGAACUGCUGUCCCACGGUGCCAGCGCCCAGCUUCUGGACUCCAAGGCUCCAGAGUGCCCUCCCCCGGCCCCUGUGUGAAGGCGUUGCCACAGGUGACAGAGUGUUUCGGAGCCCAUGGCCUCGAAGGUGCUCCCUGAUGCCCCCAAUAAGGGAACCACAAAAAGCAACUCGGACUCAGAGACCUUUUAAUCCCUCCCUCAGACGCCUCCCUGGUUCUUCACGUCAGUUUGGGGACAUGGAUUUCUGUAAUGUGCUCGGUGAGGUUCCUCACGCAGACACUUCUAUUUAAUCACAAUCAGCAACAUUUAUGUGUUUUUUUUAAUGUGAUUUCAAAUCUUUUGUUUUGGACCUGACAAGAGGACCACUUCAUGGACCAGCUAGUGUUUGGCCAAAUUGUAACUUGACAUAAUGUUGAAAAGCAUGCCGUAUAUUUCUGUGUCAUACAAGAGGCUUGUAGCAGCCCUAUGGAGAAGCACAAAGCCCUGAGUACAGACAGGAUGAAUGCAGGGUAAUGCACUAAUCCGAGCCCUGCUGAUUUUCCAGCCUUCCUUCACCUGUGAGCCAGGUGUGAAGCCUCUGACCAAUCAGAAUCAGCAAUUAUUAAACUAACUACCUGGGAGAACUGAAAACAAGGCCUGGAUUUGGAAUCGAGGGCCUGAAUUAAGUAGCCCUGCACUAGGCUAUACAGCAGGGGUGUCCAACCUUUUUUACAGUGAGAGCUACUUUUACAAAGAAAAUACUCAGAUGAGCUACCAAAUCACGACAGCAUAUUUGGGCACCCCUGCUGUACAGGAAAAGCUUGACCACACCGUAUUGGGGUGACAUGCACGCGCAGGACAUCAGCUGCUCUCCACAGCAGUUGCGAGCUGCCUCAGGACAUCUGCUGUGUGCAUGUGUCCGAACUGCCAGGGGGGUGGGGGGUUCAGAGUGCCCAGUGUCACUGGCUCCAAGGACGUCCCCUCUCCCUGCUCGCAGUGACAAACUGAUUAAUGUGGCUGAUUUCCUAAUAGUGCAGAUUCUUUGUGCUCAGCCUGUCGGCCUGCAGUGUACUUGUAAUACUUGCUGGCUUGGCUGUGUUGGUUGCACUCCAUAGUGGUGCCAAGCCGGAAAAACAGGUUCUCAAAUUCAAGGGCCUAAAUAUUCAAGAGGUGACAGAUGGCUUGUCCUGUUAAAGCUUACUUUUUAGAAAAAUCCAUUUUUAAAGCUGGUUUUACAAAUAUGGAUAUAGAUUUUAAAGCUGUAUUCUGCCUGCAUUUAACAAAAUAAAUUGGUUAUUUCAGAUCAGCUCUCUUGUGAAAAAGAACACUGAAAGAAAACAAAACAAAUCCAUACUGAUGGAUGAUAUUUUAUGAGCAUUUCUCAGGUUGAGGAAUCAAACUCAGUACCAAAUCUAAAUGAUACUUUAGUUCUAAGUUGGUUUGUCCUAAAUUCUUGAGUAAUAAUCAGAUUAUUGGUCUUAGGUCACAUGAAGGAAUGAGCACUGGUAUUAAAAUACAGAAUAGACAAUCUUCCCAUUGUCUAAAGAUUUUUUUACUGACCUCUCCUGACAAAAGUGUCUUCUGCCUUUCUACUGCUCAUGCCAUUCCUGGUAUGUGUACUCAUCAGUGCCCCCUAGUGGUGUGCCACAGUAUUUUACAUGCAUUAUGUCUGUGAACAGCAGUACCACUGGGAGCCCUAACAUGGGCAGGUGUCUGGGUCGGCAGUGUUGAGGCUUUCUGCCCAGCACUGCUGCAUGAGCCUGAUAUUCUAGUGAAUUCGGCAGAUCCUGCCCUUUGCAGACGUGUGGUCUCUAACUCGCAUGAGCCAAACAUAAAAUGAAGGGAACACAGUUCCCAUGAGGUACAAUAAGCUCACACGUUUUCUGGUACUCGGUGUCCCCUUAGGAAAGGUCACUUGUGCUGUAUUUAUUUUGUUACUAUUUAGUAUGAAACCAUAAGCAUCUUACUGUAAUACUGUGGCAGUGAGGGGGGGGGGCAGCUCUGGGGAGUUGAGCUGCUCUUCCCUGCCCAGUCAUGGCCUCCCUGUUUCCUCCGCUCAGCCCUUUUUGCGUGUCUGCACCUCUUAGUGCCUUUCCGCACCCCCCCCCCCGUCAUGCUUUAUCCCUUGUGUUACUAAAGCAUUUAUUUGUGCUUUCUGGUGCAUCACUUUUAUUGGUCUUUCUAGGCUGUACGAGAAGUGCACCAGUAAAAGCUUCAGUUUGUUUUUUUAUUUUUAGUAUGGACUGGAGGAUAAGGAUUAAAGAAAGGUACAAGCCGCUAUAAAUAUUCUGACUUCUGAUCCAGCCUAAUUAAUGUAAUAAAGGAGAGAAAUGUUAUUGUAUGUGUCUGCAGAAUGCAUUUGCAGAAAUAAAUAUGACUAGUCUGAGUCUGGCAGGGGGUCAGCGUUAGACACUGGGCGGUGCCGGUUAUGACAAUCUUAUAAUUGAUUCCCAGAUGUGUCUGUUCUUGAUGGUAGGAAAAAACCCAGGUUGUACGAAAUGAAGGCUACAUCUCAGCUACAGUGGCUCUUUUUUUUUAUAUAAACCCAAUAAAGUUCUUUGCUUUGACCUG